ACUCUAUUACCCACAAUCCUCUUCACUCUUCCUUAGACUCAUGUGUAGCGGAAACAUGGCAGCGGGCGUCUUAAGUGGAGUAAGGCAGGUUCUCCGGGGCCCUCGGUUGCUCUCUGCGGUGUUCUCGUGUCACGGACAAACAUUCAGCUCCGCAGCAGCUGCAGUCAAAUCAGCGCCAGACACCGCUGUCACAGAGAAGAUCCUGAACUUCCCGCUCACUCAGCCGGAUUAUUUCCACUUGUCUGAGCUCUUCACUAUGAAGGACCUGUUUGAAGCCCGGGUCCAUCUUGGACACAAGAAAGGCUGCCGGCAUAGGCUGAUGGAGCCAUAUCUGUUUGGUUCUCGUCUGGAUACAGACAUCAUUGAUCUGGAGCAGACAGCAGAACUCCUCCAGCAGGCGCUGAACUUCACGGCUCAUGUUGCGUACCGUGGCGGCAUCAUCCUGUUCGUCAGCCGCAGGCGGCAGUUCGGUCACCUGAUAGAGACGACGGCGCGAGAGUGCGGCGAAUACGCUCACACACGCUACUGGAAGGGCGGCCUGCUCACCAACGCUCCCAUCCAGUACAGCCCCGGCGUCCGGCUGCCGGACCUCAUCAUUUUCUUUUCCACGCUCAAUAACGUCUUCCAGCAGCACGUCGGCAUCCGAGACGCAGCCAAAAUGAAUAUUCCCACAGUCGGGAUUGUGGACUCUAAUUGUAACCCCAGCCUCAUCGCAUACCCAGUGCCAGGCAACGAUGAUACUCCUGUGGCCAUGGAGAUGUACUGCCGGCUGUUUAAAAUGACCAUUAAUAGAGCAAAGGACAAGAGGAGGCAGAUGGAGCUUCUUAAGGGUAUUUCAGCCUCAGUAUGAAGCAGGUCAAUGAGAGUUUGUGUGUCUGUUGUCCUCACAUAGAAAGUUCAGUGGAAAUAUGUAACUAAACAAAAGAAACUGCAGUUAAAAUUCACAUGUAUUAUUGUGAUUAAAGUUCAGUAUCUAAAAUCUUGAAACACGUGACAAUCCUAGAACUAUGGAAGGCCAUUUUCACCUUGGAAUAAAAAAAGGUAAUUGCAACUUUAUAUCUCACAUUUGUGACCGUUUGUUCUUUUCUUUUAUUAGAUUUGUAUGAUAUAAACUCAGAAAUGUGAGAAAAAGAUAAAAUUCUAAGGUUAUAAUCUCACAUUUCUGAGUUUGUAUCCUGCAACUCAAUCUUUUUCUCUGAUUUCUCAGUUUCCAUCUUGACAUUCAAAAAAAAAAAAAAAGGUAAUCACUCCUUUUUAUCUCACAAAUCAGACUUUUCUUCUCAGAAUUAUGCAUAUCUUGCUAAUCUGAUUUUUUUUCUCACAAUCUUGAGAUAAAAGUAUUGUGAAACAUAAACUCACAAUUGUGAGGCACGGCAGGGUAUAUUUUCAUUUAUUUCUUGUUAUGUGUACCCAAUAAAGUUAUACAAAUCCA
Molecule: messenger RNA, 1432 nt
Organism: Carassius auratus (goldfish)
Lineage: Eukaryota; Metazoa; Chordata; Actinopteri; Cypriniformes; Cyprinidae
Product: 28S ribosomal protein S2, mitochondrial-like
Exons: 4
Coding region: 41-850 (269 amino acids)
Biological process (GO): translation
Cellular component (GO): mitochondrial small ribosomal subunit; ribosome
Molecular function (GO): structural constituent of ribosome
Source: RefSeq, a predicted model, not a curated record